AUGGCCACCGCAGGGAGUUCGGAGGGAAAGACUGGCGAGUCGAUGUUUAGCAAGGAGGGUGAGAUGGCCACCGCAGAGAGUUCGAAGGGAAGGACUGGCGGGUCGAUGUUUAGCAAGGAGGGUGAGAUGGCCACCGCAGGGAGUUCGAAGGGGUGGGAGUACGAGUUUCGCGGGGUUACGAUCGCCACCAUAGAGAGUUCGAAGGAAAGGCCUGGCGGGCUUAGCAAGGAGUUCCAUCAGGCUGGGCUCUGUUUGCAGAAUAGUAUUCGAGAGAUCGAGGCCAAGAUUUCGAAGAUUGGACAUUGCGACCAAGGUGAAGGGAAGAACUUCGAUUAUCUUCACGUGUUCAGAUCGGAUAUGCUCGUCUUGUUGGCCAAGAUCUUCCGUUUGGCCUAUGAGGAGGGCCAGCAGACCGCCGGUUGGAUCGGCAAUAAAGAAGAAUCGAUGGAGACCGAGAGCAAGAUUGGCGACUGCAGAGAGAUAGAAACUCUAGGGAAGUCGUCGAAGGGAUGCAGAAGUGCCGGAUACCUAGAACUCGAGAAUCUGCUCCAUCGUGCCAGAAUCCAAAUCGCUGAACAGAUAGGCAGAGGCUUUCAAUGCAGGGGGCUGCAUGAUCUGGUUGCAAAGGAGACCCAGGGGCACGUUGUUGGCCAGGCACACAGCCAACUCCCCUGGGAUACCGUGCCAGAUGUGACAACUGAGAUCCUGUUAAAAUUUGAGAAAGUGGUCGGUGACAUUGACAAGCUAUUUCAAGCAGAAAAGAUCCGGAAGGAGGCAAUGGCAGUGCUGAGGUUCGGCUUCAGACUGCACUUGUUCUCCGAGCAGAUUGUGGAGCUGCGGCACGAGAUGUCCAAAAUGCUGCAAUCGUUCUCAUCAGUAAACAAAGAUAUAAGGAGCACAUUGCUUAAGUUUAUUUCUGAGCCAUACUUAGGCCGUAUCUGCAAAUUGCAACGGAUCUCUGAGCGUCUUAGUAUGCUCCAGCGAAUGUACCCAGAUUUUAACACGAAAUUGAAAUCAACAAUCAUCAAGCUGAAAUCAGAAUCAUUCUCCUCAGCAAUGGAGGAGUUGAAGCAGGAGGAGGAGAGCGGCAGGGAAGGAGUGGCCGCAGAAGGCCAUGGAGACCAAAAAGUUUCCAUGGAGAUGGAGGGGAAGAGAUUCGCUUCCUAUCGUCGCUGCUGGGAAUGUAUAUGGGGCAACGACCGCAACUUCGAAGACCAGACAUUAUUGAGCCCCAUGCUCUUUACACAUUGCACAACCCGCAUCCCAAGUGAAGCUGUCGCAGGGAGUACCUUGCAGAUCUACUCCAUCAAAAUCUCAACAGCAAACGAACUCACAUUGCCACUGGAGGUGUACGGAGUGGUUGCAGUCCGAGAUGCUGUGGACCGUCAUCGCAAUCCUCUAUUCCUUCGUUCAAGAAUACAUUGCCAAGUCCUCGAAAAAAAUGAUUCUUUUUUGAGCUUGACUGGCCCGGUUCGUGCAAUUGUGUCAAUGGACACUGUUUACAUCGAAAUCCAACUAAAAGUAAAGGGCGCGACAGAAUCUGAAGAUACAUCAUUGAUCAGUACAUUUGGCUUUUACAAUGGUGAUAGUUCUGGUAGCUAUCUCGCCAAAAACAGUUUGUGCACAGUGGAGUUAUGCUAUGAGCAACUUAAACAGUCGGUCCAAGCCACUAUCGUGGGUGUGUUUGUUACACCCAAACAGGAAUCAUUGCCUUUUCCAUAUGGCGGCCGAGUGAUUUGCUCCUCACUGCCUCAGGAUGGUAAUGAAGACAUCGAUGGGCUCCCACCUAGGGAAGUCUUGCUGCUUGAUUCGAAAGGUGAAGGAAUGUCUCUGACUAGUAAUGGUUACCUUAGUCUGGCAAGACGUGUAGUUUCUGUGGAGUUAAAAGGAAAGCUGCAAGUCCUCAUAAUGGCUGAAUCAUCAUCACAAAAUGCUGAGAUUGCUGCUCAAUUCUUCUUCACACCCGAAAAAUACGACACAAGUAAAUGUGACUGUUCCCUCCCUGAUGGCUCUAAGGUUGAGAUUACUGUUGCUUGGUCCCUUGUUCCCUCGACGAUGCUACAGUCAGGUGACAGUCAUGAGGACAGUGGGAUGGUGACCGCAAGAUAUUCGAAGGGAAGGAGUGGCGGGUGCUUGUUAGGUGACUCGCUAUGCAUGGCUACAUUCUCAAUGCAGCAGAGUGUCAGUUGGGUCCAGGCCCGGGAGGAUAAGAUUUUGGAGAUUGGACUUCGCGAAUCCGCGGAACACUCGAAUCUUCUGAAGUUGAAAUUUGAUAUGUUGGAGUUGUUGGAAAAUAUCUUCGCUCGGGCCGAGUAUGAUACCCAUAGCAAAAUUUGCGAUGACGGUGACGUUCGGCCCGAGUAUGAGACCCAUAUAAAAAUUUGCGAUGACGGUGAGAUGGAAACUGGAGGGAAGCCUUCGAAGGGAAGGAGUGGCGAUGUUGAAUUGUUGAGGAUUGGCAAUGAAGGCAGAAUGUUGCAGACCCCGAGCAAGAUUGGUGACGGUGGCAAAUUGGUGCCCAAGCAUUUCAAGGAGCAGAUGGUCAGGUUCUCAAUGUCUGUAGCCAGAUCUGUCAGAAACGUGCUUGAGGAGGAGGCAGAGGCAGAGACCGAGACUUCGGGGGUGGUGCCGAUGGUCGGCUUCAAAUUAGGUUUGCUCUCCAGGCAGUUUGAUGAGCUGUGGGAUGACAUGCGCCAGCUUGUCUCAACAGAAGCAAAAUUUCUAGCAAUAUGCAUGCUUAUUCAUGAGCCCUUCGCACGCUAUUGCUCCACAUUGAAGUUUAUCUCUGCAGUUUUCAACCGGCUUUGUCGAUGGGUGCCAGAUUUGACAACGGCAAUGGGAUCGAUAAGGGAGCAUGAGGAGAUAGAGGAUGGGGAUAAGGUUGGGAAGUUUGUGAAUGAGUAUGAAGAGGAGAAGAAGGCUGAGCAGUUCUAUUUCAGUGCCCAUCGUGAAAACUGGGAAUUUAGUCGCAGCAACUUUGGCAGCUUCGAAGACACAAGUGAGUAA
Messenger RNA from Triticum dicoccoides, 3006 nucleotides. RefSeq lists its product as uncharacterized. NCBI's taxonomy places the organism in Eukaryota, Viridiplantae, Streptophyta, Magnoliopsida, Poales, Poaceae. The record is from RefSeq and is a predicted model, not a curated record. The transcript has 3 exons. The coding region runs from base 1 to 3006 and encodes 1001 amino acids.